GAGGACUAUGGAGACUAUACAUGGUUCAAAGCAUGCAUGAAAAAUAUGGAAAGAUAUUUAGAAUUGCAUACAUUGAAUCUCCAUUUGCUGCCUUGUGGAAGGGGAGAAAAAGAGAAGGAGAAGAGGAUGUGAAAGACAUGUUGAAUAAGAAUAAAGCCCUGUUACAUCAAUAUUCCCUGGAUGAUUUCCCCAAAUGGACAAUGUGUCACAUCACUGGGAUGAGGGAAAUGAUGAUGACCUUCCAGGGAGAUAUAACACUGGAUCCUGAAACAGUCAAUCCCUACCUCAUUGUGUCUGCUGAUCUGAAGAGUGUGAAACACUCAUGUGUUCCCCAGGAUGUACUUGACCACUCAGAGAGAUUUAACUAUUCUGCCACUGUGUUGAGUACUCAAAGGUUCACUUCAAGUAUACAUUACUGGGGAAGUGAAAGUGACAAACAUGACUGAAUAGGAAGUGGGGAUUUGUAAGGACUCCAUUAACAGGAAGGGGAAUCCCCCAUCGUUACCUGGAGAAGUAAUUGCUCUGAAAAUCUUCAAAGCUGGAAAUAAUUUCUGCCUUGCAGUCUCAUACAUUGAGGGUAAUUUUCACAUAAAAGAACACAUAAAAAAGAUUGGCAUUUUCCUUGAUUAUGAAAAUGGUCAUACAUCAUUUUACAAUGUUACAGAUGGAUUACUUAUGUGUAGUAUAUCAAUUGUUGCCUUCCAAGGACCUCUUCAAUCUUUCUUUUUGCUUUCAAAAUGAUGAUAACACCUCCAUAUUUCUUGUUGUUUGCCCAUGUGUAACCAUUUCAUAGCAAGUUCAUUUACCCAAACCUUCAGCCCUAAGGCUAAGAAAGAGCUGAUAAUGAUAAUAAUUAUCCAAAGAGAUUCAAUUAUAGGUGACUGAAAACAAGUAGUAAAAUGACUUUUUUUUCACAAAUUGGAAUUUAUGUUGAACUUAUCAGUAAAGAACUUGACUUACAUGUCAAAAUGGAUCUUAUUCAAACUUUGCUUCAAAGUACAAUUGCUCCAACCUCUCAUGAUACUUAUUUCCAUAUAUUAAAAAAAAAAAAAAACCUUGGCUGUUCAGGUAGAGCACUGAUCUAAUUCCUUUUCUGAAUUCAACUGGAUGAUCUUAUCCAGAGUUAAAUAAACCUUUAGUUAAACGUUUUGUAAGGAGUAAUAGAUGACAGGAAAUAGAUCUUUCCAUUUCACACAAUCCCCCCCUGGAAUUUGUAAAUUAUAUUUACCAUAUUUCUAUGAAGAACUUACAGACCAUUCAAAAUCAACCAAUAUAUCUAUACAUUGUUUGUCAAGUUCACCAUCUGGAUCAUCUCUCUCUACUACAUUUCAACCUUCUUUCUGAAGAAUCAUCAUUUUAAUAGCAUCUCUAUAUGCAGUAUCUUUAACAAGGACCGUUGAAUUAUUCUGGUUACUAAUGUAAUUAUACAAGGUAGACAUGGCAGCAACAGGAUAAUACCACUGAUUGCAAUAAGUCCAUACCAUAAAAGUUGCUUCCACCAACUGUCUUGGAAACUGUUAUCACAUAGCAGAUUGGCAUUUGGCAGACAUAAAAAUACAAAGAUAAAUAAACAAAGAUGACAAUCUAGGAAAACUGAGGCACAACAUUACACACUCUCUUUCUGAAUAUUUGAAUUAUUGAAUUACCUCCCCCUAGAUACCUGGGAGGUCUCAGGACCAUAAUUUUGACCAACCUUAUGUAAAGCAAAUAAA
Messenger RNA from Sarcophilus harrisii (Tasmanian devil), 1712 nucleotides. Its product is annotated as probable E3 ubiquitin-protein ligase TRIML1. NCBI's taxonomy places the organism in Eukaryota, Metazoa, Chordata, Mammalia, Dasyuromorphia, Dasyuridae. The transcript is spliced from 5 exons. Bases 21 to 446 code for a protein of 141 amino acids. The record is from RefSeq and is a predicted model, not a curated record.